Molecule: messenger RNA, 603 nt
Organism: Trichoderma reesei QM6a
Lineage: Eukaryota; Fungi; Ascomycota; Sordariomycetes; Hypocreales; Hypocreaceae
Exons: 2
Coding region: 1-603 (200 amino acids)
Molecular function (GO): calcium ion binding
Source: RefSeq, a predicted model, not a curated record
AUGAACUCUCACACGCCUCGCCCAUUCCCAGGGCGAUCAAUACCAGGAGGGUCCAACCAGCACUCGCAGCAACGGAACCCCCCCGCGCCGCAGGUCUCUUCGAACGAGGACUACGGCAACAUCGCCGACGAGGAUCGCGAACACAUUGACGAAGUCUUCGACCUGAUGGACAUGAAGAAGAAAGGCUGGCUCAACAGCUACGAAUUCAAACACUCCCUCGCCGCGCUGGGCUUCGACAUGCCCAAGCCCGACUACUGCAGAGAACUCGAACACUACGGCACGGUGCCGCCCGACUGGCGAGAUCCCCACAGCUGUCCCGUCAACCGCCUGCUCAUCUACCCCGACCAGUUCCGGUUAUGCGCCGCGAAGCUCAUCGCCAGGCGGGACCCGCGCGAGGAGGCGAUCAAGGUGUUCAACAUGUUCGACUACGACCAGGACGGCAUCAUCUCGGUCGAGGACAUGCGGCAUCUCGCUCAGGACAUCAAGGAAGAGCGCACAAUGACGGACGAAGAGAUACAGACCAUGAUAGAACACCUCGACCACGACGGCAAAGGCGGAGUGAACUUGGAAGAGUUCAUACAGAUGAUGGAGGAGGCUGGUUAG